Brachypodium distachyon (stiff brome) is the source of this 831-nucleotide messenger RNA. RefSeq lists its product as uncharacterized. The coding region runs from base 79 to 540 and encodes 153 amino acids. Lineage: Eukaryota; Viridiplantae; Streptophyta; Magnoliopsida; Poales; Poaceae. The record is from RefSeq and is a predicted model, not a curated record. The transcript is spliced from 2 exons.
CCUCUACUCCUCUAGCCCUCCCCCCCUCCCCUUUCCUCCGCUUCUGCUCGACUCUGCACCCCGCGCUCCAAACUCUCCAUGGCUGGGGGCUCGCUAGCAGCUGGAGCCACGCCCAACCGGCUAAAGCGCAAGGCCCCUGCCUCGUCCGCUGCCGCCACCUCCACCUCUGAAGGCGAGGAGGAGGCCAUCGAGGAGGAGAUAGAAGAGUUGGAGAGGGAGGUUGCCGAUCUGGGCCGCCGCAUACUCGACCACCGCCGUGACGCCGCCGCCCGCUUCGCCGAAGACGCAGUCUCCCGCCUCGUCGCCCUCCGUCCCCCGCCCUUCCUGGAAGUUCCAAGUGAACCACAGUCUAUUGCUGGAUGGCAUGCUGGAGCUGAACAACAGAUGCUUGAAAAACUGAAGAUCAUCAAAUCCAAGCUCGAUCCUAAUGUUGCUGUUAUGCACAAGUUACUGAAGAAUUUGAAUGGAUGUGCUGCUCGGAUGGAGAAGCUGGAGCAACUGAAUGUGAAUAUACAUCCUGUUUUCCAAAGAAAACGGUAGCCAUGACUAUGUGUUGUUGUUUGAUGCAUUACGCAGAAGGCUGUGUGCUCACUCAGCAAGUGUACUAUCUGUAACAUGUUGGUGUUUAAAUAUACUGAUUCAGUAGUAUUUAGCAACAGACCAAUUGCUGACACAAGGCAUCCGUAGUUACACUUUGGGUGUGAUGACUUGUUGUCUACAUGUAUUUAAUCAGAAAGCACUGGGUGUAGCUGUUUUCGUGACCACUUCUAUAGACUGUAUUCUUACAUUCUAACCUGUUGCUUCUAACCAUUUCUAUGAAAGAUUACGAAA